GGUCUCAAACCUGUGAUACCGCCUUUAGUAGAGCACGUUACACUGCCUGUAGCCCAUGGACCAAGCGGUUCCAUCAAGCAUUCAGGCUUCGGUGGAUAAUCAUCUUCGGACUGAGCUGUUUAUGAAUCGUAUACGUUGAUCAGCUGAUAAGACGUCAGGAAAAUAUUCAUUGCUCACAAUUGCUCGCAGACUGUCGACGAAUACAGACAUUGUUGAGGAGAAAAUGGCAAAACAAGUGGAAAUUAAGUAUACCCAACUUUUUAUUGAUAAUGAAUUUGUGGAUGCUGUGAGUGGCCGUAAAUUUUCCACAAUAAAUCCGGCUAAUGGUGAAGUCAUCGCAGAAAUUUCCGAAGGAGAUAAGGCCGAUGUAGAUAAAGCAGUGGAUGCUGCUAAGCGAGCUUUUGCCCGAAAUUCGAAAUGGCGUAAAAUGGAUCCAUAUGACCGUGGACAACUUAUGCAUAAGUUGGCAGAUCUCAUUACGCGCGAUUUAGAUUAUAUCGCCACUCUUGAAACUCGUGAUAAUGGAAAAACGUAUGCAAGUGCUGUAGGUGAUAUAGAAGCAGGUAUCGCUUGUCUUCGUUAUUAUGCAGGCUGGUGUGAUAAAAUACAGGGAAACACAAUUCCAACAGGCGAUACCUACGUUACACUGACACGAAGAGAACCAAUCGGCGUUGUAGGACAAAUCAUCCCUUGGAAUUAUCCCUUCCUGAUGUUAAUUUGGAAAUGGGGUCCUGCAUUGGCUACUGGAUGUACUUUAAUCUUAAAACCAGCAGAACAAACGCCUUUGACUGCACUUUAUACAGCUGCUCUUGCUAAAGAGGCAGGAUUUCCAGCAGGUGUUAUAAAUGUCAUUCCAGGUUACGGUCCAACUGCUGGUGCAGCUAUUGCUGAGCAUUCAGAAAUUCAUAAAGUUGCUUUUACUGGAUCCACUGAGGUUGGACAUGCUAUAAUGGCAGCUGCUGCUAAAAGUAAUCUUAAACGUGUCAGUCUUGAACUAGGUGGCAAAAGCCCACUCGUUAUCUUUGAUGAUGUUGAUGUGAAAGAAGCUGCAGAAAUUGCACACGAUGCUAUAUUUGUCAAUCAUGGACAAUGUUGUUGCGCGGGAUCGCGAACAUUCGUGCACUCUAAGAUAUAUGAUGAAUUUGUAAAGCAUGCUAAACAACUGGCUCUUGCUAAAAAAGUAGGAGAUCCAUUUGACUCUAAAAUUGAUCAAGGCCCGCAGAUCGAUCAAGAGCAGUUAAACAAAAUUAUGGACUUAAUAAAUUCGGGCAAACAACAAGGCGCUGUUGUGGAAGUUGGUGGAAAUCGCAUUGGUGAAACUGGCUAUUUCGUACAACCUACAAUCUUUUCUAACGUAACCGACGAUAUGCGAAUUGCCAAAGAAGAAAUUUUUGGUCCCGUUCAAACGAUUUUGAAAUUCGAUACCAUGGAUGAAGUAAUUGAACGUGCCAAUCGCACUAACUAUGGUCUUGCCUCUGGUAUAAUUACUAAAGAUAUUAAUAAAGCUUUGGAAUUUGCCCAAGCCAUAGAAUCAGGCAGUGUUUGGGUAAAUUGUUAUGAUGCUAUCACAUCCCAGGCACCAUUUGGUGGAUUCAAACAAUCUGGUAUAGGACGUGAACUGGGAGAAGAGGGCUUGAACGAAUAUCUUGAGAUUAAAACAAUUUCCAUCAAAGUUACAAAAAAUAAUUAAUAUCCGUGACUAAAAGGAAAUAAUAUACAAUGUAUCCCCUUAAUUUUUGUUCUAUCUUUGUCAUAAUUGAUUUAAAUAAAGCUACUUUAACAGAUUGUUAAUAAAAUACAA
Camponotus floridanus (Florida carpenter ant) is the source of this 1801-nucleotide messenger RNA. RefSeq names its product retinal dehydrogenase 1. NCBI's taxonomy places the organism in Eukaryota, Metazoa, Arthropoda, Insecta, Hymenoptera, Formicidae. The record is from RefSeq and is a predicted model, not a curated record. Gene Ontology annotation, molecular function: aldehyde dehydrogenase (NAD+) activity. Bases 224 to 1690 code for a protein of 488 amino acids. The transcript is spliced from 10 exons.